UCCGGUGGGCGGCUGAAUAGCAGCUCCUCCGCGUCCCUCCCGAGGGGAUCCCCGGCUGAGACGGGUCGCCCGUUCCGCGCCGCGCCGCCACCCCGGCGGUGCGGGUAAGCGCCCGAGGCGGACCGGGAUGGCGGUCCCGCCGCCUGGCCGCGUUUCCUUGGGGAAGGCGUAGCCAGCGGCUCCCGCCGCGCCCGGCACUUCCUGCGCCGCCCCCCCCCCCCCCCCCCCCCGAGGCCCGCCAUGGCGCGCCCGGCAGCCGCCUACCGGGCUGCGGUGCCGCCCCGCCCCGCCUGCGCCUACACCAGCUGCUACUGCGAAGAAAAUGUUUGGAAACUUUGCGAUUACAUCAGGAGUCAGGAUCAACACCCUUUGGAAGAGUUUUAUGCCGUUUUCAUAUCCAAUGACAGGAGGAUGAUUCCACUGUGGAAGCAGAGAUCUGGACAUGGAGAUGAGCCUGUUGUCUGGCUGAACAUGAAGAAACACUUUUUUUCUGUGAGGGUGAUGGAGCAUUGGAGAAGGGUGCCCAGAGAGGACUACCAUGUUAUUCUACUUCAUGUUUCCAGUGGGGAGCAGAACUUCAUUUAUGAUCUUGACACAGUGUUGCCGUUUCCGUGUCCUUUUGAUGUGUACAGUGUGGAGGCCUUCAGGUUGGAUGACAGCCUUCAUCCAGAAUUUCACAGGAAAAUCAGAAUGAUUCGAGCAGAUUUGUACUUGAAGACAUUUGCUUCAGACAGAUCUCAUAUGAAAGAUGCAAAUGGGAAAUGGCAGAAACCUCCUCCUUCAUACCCUUGCAUUGAAACUGCAGACUCCAAGAUGAACUUGGAUGAUUUCAUCAGUAUGAAUCCCAAAGUGGGAUGGGGUUCAGUGUUCCCACUUCCAGACUUUGUGCAUCAAUUUGGCAAACAGACUGAUUACAGCUAUUCCUUGGAAGCACAGUGAAGUGAACAAAGAAGUUCUCCAUGCUUCUGUUUUGAGUGGGUGCGUGUUAUGCUGCUCUUACACUGUAUUUAUGGUUUACAUUUCUUUACAUGGAAUAAGUAUUUGGGCAAAUAGAAUACCAAAUCAGAAAUACCAUGAACUAAAUAAAAACUUUUAUUUUGAAUAUGUAAGAAUGAACUUGGGUUUUAGUAUGUCAAAUCAAAGGGAGAGUUCCCACCAUAAGCAUAUUACUUUUCCAUCUACUGUGCCCAAAUUGAAAAGAACAUUUGCAUGCUGUAUGAAAAGCUUUUGGAAAAAUACAUGCAUAAAAUACUGAACAGUGUAGCUCAAAUUGUUAAAUGUCGCUACAUUUUAGAAGUGAGUAUAUUUUCUUUAUGUUAUAAUUUCUAUCACUUACAUAAACAGACAGUGUGUCUCAGUUUAGUCACUAACUUUAUCAGUUAGGCUUAUUUAGCAGAAGCCUGAAAGCCAGACCCACAAAGGAAACAUAGAUUUAGCAGUACAAUCUUUACCUACCAAGCACUAUGUAAUACCAGGUAGGUAGUUUUCUGUGCUGUACAAGGGGAGAAUUAAAUGCUUACCGUUUCAGUUAAACUGUUCCAGUGCUGAUGGUUGCUGGAAGAUGCAUGUGCUUUUCCUUCUUACACUGGCUGUGCAUUCUCACCUGCCCUUGUGUGUUUGCACUUGGGUUUUGUCUGACCCUAUAGUAAUCCAGGGUAGGGAGCUAAAUGACAGAAAGAAGUAAAGUUUUGGUUUUUGUUUUGUUUUGCCUCUUAGCUCCUUGAACUGGCUUACCAUGAGGUCAGACAGCUGCUCUUGCUGGUUUAAGGAAAUCAGCAGGAACAUAUGGUUGGGGGAAGGGAAUGAGAAAGCCUCCCCCAUACAGGGUCAUUUGCUGCUGAAUUUCCUUAGAGGUGAUACCCAGCUGCAUCCUUGCAGGAGAACCUAGGAAAGCCAUCACGUUGAUGUGGGAUUUGGAGCAGUCUCUUGCGUUUUAGAAGAGUGCCCUAAAUAUGGGAUUACAGAAAUAGGCUAAAAUGGGGUAUUUAAUUCUCUGGUUUUAGACCUGGUCUACUUUAUAUACUUGCAUAUCAUACAAUGACAGACUGGUAGAAUAAUUCAGGUUAGAAGGGUCAGGCGGUCUCUAGUCCAAUCUCCUGUUCAAAUCAGGUCAGACUAGGCUGCUCAGGGCUUUAUCCAUUCAAGCCUUGCAAACCUACUGGGAUUGAGACUACAGUAAACAUUUGUGAUGAACUUCAGUCUUGGUGAGGAAAAGCAUAGUAGCUGUGUUAAGUAUUAAGGGAUCACUUUAUUUGUAAUUACGAAAAAAUAAAAAAACUUCAAAGAUGUUUACAUGUAUAUUACUGUUAUAUAGGUGUAUUAUUAUCCACAUAUUCUAUUACUGUAUCUCCCAUCAGUUUCAGAGAAUUUACUCAGUAUGUUAACAGCAGAGGCAGACCAUUGAACAACUGUAGGAUUGAUUCACUUCAUCCAAACACCUCUUUUUCUGUGUCAUAAGGGCUGGUUGAAUAUAGAAACUUAUACUUUCUGUUGCCAGAUGCAGCACAGCUGGUUGGCUAUGCAGAUAGGCUGCUACCACACAGAUUCCUUGGGUGCCAGCACGGACUACGGAUAGGUAGGGAGCCAGUUGUUGGGGCAGUCAUCUGCAGAGUGGAACAGUUGAUCUGUAGCUUCUUUCUCUGAACCAACUUAAAUAGAAGAGAUAGAGAUGAUGGGACUUGGGAUUCCUGACACACAGGUGCUCAGAACUCUCCUGAGAGGGGGCAGCUCUGAGGUUAACCAGAUGCACCUCCAUAAAAGGUCUGAUGGUGCAUGAAAUGACAGCUCUUUCUGCAUGAUGCUUGAUGGGGCAGGUGUGCUUUGAAUGAGUUAAGAUGUUGUUACUUACUGGUUUUGAGUGAUGUCAAGAUUGGUUGUCUGUGUGCACAGCAGCAGAAAUUUGCCUGCUCAGCUCUGUAUAGAGGCUAACCCACUGCCCAGGGCAUUGCACACACUGCCCAGGUUAGACAAUAGCAGAACUGAGAAUUUAAAGAUCCGUGUUUUAGUUGAACAGGUUAUGUUAAGCACUUUUUAUCCUUCAAGUGACUGACUCAUAUACACAGAGUUCCUGUACAUUCCUCAACAGACCCUUUAAGUUGUUGCAGAACGUUAGGUUCUCAUCUCUCUCUACUUGAGUAUGUCAUUUGAUUUAAAUACUGAGCUGCCAUCCUCAGCUAGUUUCUGGUGCCUGAAAUCCAUGACACACUCCCUUUAGUGAGGCUUAGACACAAGAAUCUGCCUGAUUUAAUCUAGUUUCAGGAUCAAGGCUGUUAAGGAGGAGAACAGUCACAACCAUUAUUCAGAACAUGCAAGUUUUAAAAAAAUAAUCAAUGUGAAGAGACAGUCCUUUUUCUCUCUAAUCAUUCUGAACAGAUGCUUAAUUUUACAUGUAGCAGGCUGGGUCUGUGUGAUGAUAGCUUUUCUAAAAUUAACGAUCUUUUUGUAGCUCUUGUAAAAAGUUGUCAUUCCAAAGGGAUAGGUAAAAGCCAGAGGAUUAUUUAAUUCAGUGCUGAGGAUGUUGAUGCUGUGCUGUCUCUGUAGCCCUUCAAGCCUGGUGGCAUUUCAUCACCAUUUCAGGUGUACUGCCAGAAUUCAGGAAUACACCAAAUGCUCAUUUAGGGUUCCAAAUACAAACAGGAACUAGUUGCUUCACCAUAAUUAGCAGAGACCAGCCCUUUUAAUCUUCCCCGUGCCUAGGUGAUGUCCUGAUAUGUCCAGCACAAAGAUGUGCUGCUUAUUCACUUUCAGUACAAUUAUUUCUUAGCGCAGCUUAGCUUUUCAUUCCCUUUUAAACUUCUUUACCUUGUCCUUUCCCACAGUGAAGUCCUUCUGUUGUCCAGUGAUUAUUACAGCAUUUAUGUGCUGAGAGCCCUUGUGCAGUGGCUUUUUGGACUAGGUCACUCUUGAGUCAGGUACUGACCAAAGUGAGGAGAAAACCCCUGCCCUCAGGUCAGUUACAAUCCCAUGGUCUCCCAGCUUCUGUAUUCUGUUGGUCACUGGAAAUUCUCCAACACUUCACUUCCAGACGUGUUAGGGCAAGACCCUGAUAGCCUUAUACUCAUAAUGGCACGAUGUCCUAACUCACAGGUAGUUCUUGCCUCUGUCAGGCUGUUGAUGCAGUAAGCUGCAGAAUGAGAUGGGACAGCCAUGUCUCUCCUGACUUUUUUUCCUCUUUGCUGCUGCUUUUUAGUUAAUAGUAUAGUUUAUUUAAUAGCUAACCUCUUUUAGUUGCUUCUUGGGGACUUUAAGGAAAAAACCACCAUAUUUCUGACAUGUAUUUGCUUGGUCAGCAUAUUUCUGCAAACAAACAGCCAGGUCUGUCUUGAGAAAAUACCAUUUCUCAGUUGGCCAGCAGAGAGAGCAGUCAGCAUUCAGUGGACAAGCCGGCUGGGACGCUUAGCCAGAGGCACUCUCCUGUACACUCACCCCUGCCAGAAGCUGUUACAGUUAAAAAAAAAAUAAUUCUGACAGCAGUGCAGAGGUGAUCCAUAUCUUGCGAGGUUGUCACUAAUGGGUUAUGUAUUGCCCUUGACUGCCUGACUCUCUUAAUGUCAGUGCACGUCCUUCCUGCACAUCAAGGACUAUGUGUGAGCAUCGUCAAAGCACCUACCAGUUUUUUGGGAUCUGUUCAGUAUUCACAAUCCCUGCCGAAAUGGGUAUGUGGCACCUUAAGUUAACCGACUAAUUGCUUUCCUAUCAAUCUGUGGAUUUCAGGGGCUAAAUUUAGUCACCCAGGACAUUGCAAUCUGAUCUGCGCUAUUAAAUAAGCUGCAGGGAGGCACCAGGGUGCAUUUAUAUGAAUCAGAUUCCAGGAUGAGAGCCCAGGUCGGGACAUUUUGACCAGCGUGGUCUCCUUUCCUCAACCCCUCAUCAUCCAGACAGAGCCUCAUGCGUGCACUGAAGCACUGUUGCUCUCCCAACACUUACUGUAGAAUGGCCAUCUCUGGGGCCCACUUUUCUUCUGUUAGAAUAACUUUGGUCCAAAUUUUUCUGUUUUAUGGUGCUGUAGUUUUUUCCCCCACCUUUUCAGCAAACAUGGGUUGUGGGUUGAAUGACCUGAGAAAGCUGUGGGGAAUAGGUAGGAGGUGUGAAAACCCCACCAUGUCCCUGCAGUAGCCACAGUUACCUCCUACCAGGUGCGUUGCAGAACCAUUACUGAGACACAGUCCACGACCCAGGUGAUGGCUGUCCCCUGCGACUAGCACAAGGCACACUGCCAGCGGGGAGGACCAGCAAAGCAUCGCUUCACACAUCACCUGGCAGAGCAGAUGGCUCUGGUUUUGGUGGGGUUGCCCUCCUACGACACUUUGGAUUCACAGGCUCAGAGAAUCUCCUCUUCUCUUGAGGUGAAACCUGUCUGGACGUCUGUCUUCAGGUAAUUACCCACUCAGAAAUUUGAGGGAGGGAAUACUGGUGAUUUUCUUCCUCCUUCUGGCUUCCUCUUUAUGCAGGAGUUGGCGCAGUUGAGGCCAGGGUUAAUGAAGCAUACCCACAGAGUGAGUGUCUGGAGGCAUCUGCUCAGGUUUGCUCAGCAGCUGUGUGUAGCCUUCCCCGUGGAGCUCAGCUCUCAGUGAAGGUUUUCCUUUGUGAUCAUGGAGUCAGAAGCGAAGCACUCCAUACAAAUGCAUCCUUUCAGCAACUUAAGUGCAGCUGCGGUAGUGGUUCUGGAAAAUCUCUCCAGUUUGACCUAAAAUAAACAAAUAUGGUUGCUUAAGUAUCCUCAAUGUUUCCUUAUACUUACAGUAGGAAAUACCUUGGAUACUGAGGGCAGCUAAAACAAAUCUUACUUAGUUAUCUAAUGCCUCUGGCAAGUCCCUGAGUUUCUGAGUGAGCUAAGCCACUUCCUAGGCAUGAGGCAUACCGAGCUUUGUUUUAUAGCGAUAAAAAUAAGCAUUCAAAGGACCUGAGCUGUGAGCUGUCACUCACAAAGUCCGAGUGAAGGAGCAUUAUUCACCUGAAGCUCAUUUUGAGUGUCUGGUGCAGGUGCAGAGGGAGAUGAGCAGGGUGUUUCUGACAAGCUGGAUUCCUGACAUUAUAUUACUUAAAAGCAGGAAAUGCUCAUUUGGCCUGGUUCAGUGUCAUACUGGCCUUCCCAUGCAAGGCUAUAUCUGGAACUCAAACACUACAAUAAGGCAGGAAUCAUUAUAUGUUAUUUUUUUUAAACAGCCUACACAGUUAGAAGAUGGUAGUUAUCUCGGCCUUCCCUUCUUUUCAGUAUGCAAUUGUGGCGGCGUGCUUCCCACCGUCUCAGCUCGGCUGCUGAAAUGGCAGCGCACCAGCUCCAUGCUUGGAGCCACCCCGACAAAAUGUUCUGCUGCGGCUUUUAACCAUUUAGUAUUAAAGCUCCCUCUGCUUCCACCGUUUCUAACUGCUGAGGUGAGGCAAGGGUUUCCAGUCCUUGUUUAUAGCCAGUGUAAUCAGCUCGGCUAUUUAUACUGUACUCAUCACAGAGCACUUUGCUGUAUGAAAUGGUCACAGUUAUAUUUAUACCAAUGCAAAAACAAAGUCAUCACAAAUCGAGGAGGCGACAUUCAGAGUAUUUUUUCCUUGCUACAUCAUGCUGUUUCUUCAGCAAUUCAAACUUUUAUCAGGCAAAGUCACACUCCUAGGAAGAAAAUACAGCCCGCUGCAAGUCAGGAAUCCCACCAGCAUUUAUCUGUGCGUGUGUUUUUGUCAUGCUUGAAGUAAAUGCAACUGUUUAGUCAAGUAGCUCCUACCAGCUGCUACCUCAGUACGAACACCCAGCACUGCCAGCAAAGUCCAUAGAGUUGUCUUAGUACAGCUGAAAGCAGAGUUUGAUCCGCUCUGCCAGAGGUACUAAAAAUACCUUUUAAUAUGCUAAGGUAUGUGUCUGGCCAAGAGUUGUUUUCAAAUACAUCAUACCAUGGAGUUGCUACAAAGUAAAUGGAGCCCAAGCAGCUCGGUCCUGAGAUUUAAAAUAAGCAAGGGAGGGCUGCUGGGGUCCAGCCUCUCUCCGGGCUGGGGGGCACCCCCAUGGUGCUCCCCCUGCCUUUAUCCUAGCAGUAGGUUGGGAAGAAAGGACUUGGAGGGGAUUUGCAGUGCCUUACCUGCCAUGUUUGUCAGAAGUGUUUUACUGGGAAGAUUGUUUCCUUAACCCUCGUUCUCAUUUAACUUAUUUGAUAAUUAUUAAAUAAAUAAAUAAAUGAAAA
Molecule: messenger RNA, 7169 nt
Organism: Tyto alba (common barn owl)
Lineage: Eukaryota; Metazoa; Chordata; Aves; Strigiformes; Tytonidae
Gene: NTAQ1
Product: N-terminal glutamine amidase 1
Exons: 7
Coding region: 241-939 (232 amino acids)
Cellular component (GO): nucleus; cytosol
Molecular function (GO): protein-N-terminal asparagine amidohydrolase activity; protein-N-terminal glutamine amidohydrolase activity
Source: RefSeq, a predicted model, not a curated record